Ictalurus furcatus (blue catfish) is the source of this 8730-nucleotide messenger RNA. It is a transcript of the gene slc44a1b, whose product is annotated as solute carrier family 44 member 1b. The record is from RefSeq and is a predicted model, not a curated record. The transcript has 15 exons. Lineage: Eukaryota; Metazoa; Chordata; Actinopteri; Siluriformes; Ictaluridae. Gene Ontology annotation, biological process: transmembrane transport. Gene Ontology annotation, molecular function: transmembrane transporter activity. The coding region runs from base 825 to 3047 and encodes 740 amino acids. Gene Ontology annotation, cellular component: membrane.
UUCCCCAGUCCAAAGACAUGAUCUGUAUGCUGAUUGGCAUUUCCAAAUUGUCUGUAGUGUGUGAAUGUGUGUGCGAUUGUGCCCUGUGAUGGGUUGGCACCCUGUCCCGAGUGUCCCCCACCUUGUGCCCCGAGUUCCAUGAGAUAGGCUUCAGGUUCCACGUGACCCUGUGUAAGAUAAAUGGUACAGAAAAUGGAUAGAUGGUUGGAUGGAUUUAUACCCUGCGUUUGCUUUAUGAUAAUAGUAAUAAUAAUAAUGAUGAUGAUUAUUAUUAUUAUUAUUAUUAUUUACAAUAGCACAAGAUAGAAAGUACUCUUGAUUUAGUUAUUUGAUUAAAAGCUCCUUUGUAGCCUAUAUGUGGAUACGUAUACAAAUAGCCUGCUACAAUUCGAAAUAAAAUGGCAUAAUAUUUAAAAAAAAAAAAAAAAAAGGAAUAAAAAAGAUGCAUUGCACAUUGCAGAGCAUUUAAAAUUGGCGGUCUCCUCUUGCGUCCCAGCAUUCCUUGCGUCCGCAUCGUCGGCCAGCUCGCGGCGUGAGUGGACGAUGCGUUUUUGUUCCGGCUACACCUGCUCAGUCCAGCCGGAAGUGCAGCGCUAUUAAUCCUGAAGUAUUAAUCCUUCUUUACCUGGAGGCAGAAGAGGCGAUCUUAGUUUGCUGCGUUGGCGGGGAAACGCGUUUGCGCGCCUGAUCCGAUGGACGCGUCGUGUUAGUGCGCGGCACGCGGUUAAUGCGGGCUCAAACACACUUGGUCGGCUCCCUGCAAGUUGGGCUUAUUGUUGUUUUCUUGCGCUGAAGCAUUGAGGUCUGUGCGACUCAAACCUGCAAUGGGAUGCUGCGGUAGCGCAGAGAGGGUGAAAAGAGAAUGGAAACCCUUGGAGGACCGAAGCUGCACAGAUCUCCCAUGGUUCCUUCUAUUUAUGCUCUUCUGUGGGGGAAUGGGUGCUAUCUGUGGCUACACUAUAGUGACAGGUGGUGCAGCACGCCUGGUGUUUGGAUAUGACAGCUACGGCAACACUUGUGGCCAGACCAAUGAGGCCAUAGAAGGGGUCAGGCUUAGCGGCUUGGACCACAGAGACAGAAAAUAUGUGUUCUUCCUGGACCCAUGCAACUUAGACAUAAUUCAAAGGAAGAUUAAAUCUAUGGCACUGUGUGUGUCACAGUGUCCUACUGAGGAGAUGAAAACAUACGAAGAUCUACGAAGAUUUGCCAUGUGGAAUAACUCAGAGCUCUGCUCCUAUGAGCUGGCUGCCCAUAGGUACCCAAGCCUUCCAGAGCGCUUUGACAAAUGUCCUAAACUUCCAGUUCCACAAAGUAAAGCUCUGCCGGUGUUUAACCGCUGCACGCCCGUGGACAUUUCCUGCUAUUCUAAGUUUGCAGAGGCAGUGGUGACGUUUGUCAGUGAUAACACCAUACUCCACAGGCUGAUCGCUGGGGUGGUGGCCAGUAAAGAGAUCAUUGCGGGGCUUUGCCUGCUAGCGCUGGUGCUCUCCAUGAUCCUGAUGGUGAUUAUUCGCUACAUCUCUGCAGUCCUGGUUUGGAUUCUCACUGUUCUUGUGGUGCUGGGCUCACUAGGAGGGACCAGCUUUCUGUGGUGGUUAUAUAUAGACCACAGGCUGACGAUGAACGAGACUCUGGCUACAGAUUUAAAGGAAGCAACAGAAACAAAUGGAGAAACCGUGGCUUCCAAAGACCACAUGCGAGGACUACUGGUCUACGCUACCUCAGCAACUGUGUUCACAGUGAUCUUGCUGUUGCUGAUGCUGUUCAUGAGGAAGCGAGUGGCUCUAACCAUUGCUCUGUUCCACGUGGCCGGGAAGGUUUUCAUUCACCUGCCGCUGCUGGUGCUGCAGCCUUUCUGCACCUUUCUCGCCCUCUUCCUCUUCUGGGUCUACUGGAUCCUAGUACUCCUCUUCCUCGGAACCACUGGGAAUCCAGAGAAGAAUGAACAGACAGGCCUGACUGAGUUCAGACUGAGUGGCCCGCUGCAGUACCUCAUCUGGUACCAUGCCGUGGGUCUCAUCUGGAUAAGUGAGUUCAUCCUGGCCUGUCAGCAGAUGACUGUGGCUGGAGCUGUGGUCACAUACUACUUUACCAGGGACAAGAACAAGCUCCCUAUGACGCCCAUCCUGUCAUCAGUGUUUCGUUUGAUCCGUUACCACCUGGGCACCGUGGCCAAGGGCUCCUUCAUUAUCACCCUGGUCAAGAUUCCGCGCCUCAUCCUCAUCUACAUCCGUAAUCAGCUCAAAGGAAAGGAGAACGCAUGCGCACGCUGUAUGCUAAAGGCGUGUAUUUGUUGCCUGUGGUGUCUGGAGAAGUGCCUCAAUUAUCUAAAUCAGAACGCAUACGCGGCGACGGCCAUCAACAGCACCAGUUUCUGCACGUCGGCACGUGAUGCAUUUGUGAUCCUGGUGGAAAAUGCUCUGAGGGUUGCAGCCAUCAACACCGUGGGAGACUUUGUGCUUUUCCUGGGCAAGGUCCUGAUCAUGACGUGUACAGCAUUUGCGGGGGUGCUGGCGCUGAACUAUCAGAGGGACUACACGGAGUGGGUGCUGCCACUCAUCAUCGUGUGCCUGUUCGCCUUUCUGGUAGCCCACUGCUUCCUGUCCAUCUUCGAGAUCGUGGUGGACGUGCUGUUUCUCUGCUUCGCCAUCGACACCAAAUACAACGACGGCACACCUAGCAAGGAAUUCUAUAUGGACAAAGCCCUUAUGGAGUUUGUGGAGAACAGCCGGCGGUCGGUGGCGCCGGCAGAGCGGGGACGGAGCAGCAAGCGGUCUCGUGCUCGUGAGGAGGCGGGGCUGACUGAGAUGAAAGCCAUGGUGAGUGUGAGCGUGACACCGGCAGACUGUGAGUGGGAGGUCCUACAGGAGUUCCUACUCUACUACCUGCUACUUUGUGUGUUGGUGGACUGGGUGCUGUCUGAGUACAUGCUCAUCAUAUGCUUCAGUCAAGACUUCAUCAUCUUCAUUUGUGUGUGUCUACCUAUUCUCACACUCUUCCUGCUGCUCACACUGCUUCAGAACACACCCAGCAUGGCCACAUGCUGACUAACACUCGCUAUCGACAUUACUAUCUUUAUUUGUCCUUCAAUCCUUUCUUCGUUCUAUACUCACAGAGUCUUUUUUUUCCAUGCAUGAACUCUUUAUUUUGCUGUUGUCCUUCUUGCCUGUGUUGUUAUUUUGUUUUUGUUUUUUUAAUUUCUGGCUGUCUUGUAUCCAAAGUGCCCUUGUGUAAAUAGUAUUUUUUUUUCUCUGUGGCCUUAUAGUCACCAUGUUGCUUUUGGAGGAGAGGAUUUUGAGCUCGACCAUGCAGGGGAUGGAACUGGCAGGCAGGAAAAUGAGCCGCAGUCAGCAGGAGGAAAGAGGGAGGGAGGGAGGGUUUAUAAGCUUGAGCAGCGUACACACUCUCCACCAAAAUGCUGGCUCUGAGUCACGUUCCAGCCCCAUGGGUGCUGUCAUUAAGUGGCGGCGCACACUUGGUUCUGCAUUAUUUGCUACUGAAUUAAGGUACUCUUUGGGAUGUUUUUUUUUGUUUUGUUUUGUUUGGAUUUUUCAGGAUUCAGGAUAUACGAUUGGCUGUGAUAAGCUUCUCUAGUGACGUGUGAGAAUGUUGAUAUUUCUUUGAGUAAUAUUCAGGUGGAGGAUUACAAACAAAUUGAAUCUUUUAGUGGUAUUCUUUGGACCACUAAAGUCUCAAGACAGUCUGGUUUUCCACUAUUGCUUGUCCCAGCAUGUCCUCUCAUUUCUCUCUAACAUUCAUACCUGCACUCAUCCUUCAGGUUUUUCUCAUUUUGUGGCAUUAUGAGUCUUUUUGUGGCAGGUAUUUUUUUAUCCCUGUUGUUUGUAAUAAAAAUGUAAUCACUGUUUUCCUCUUAGGCGCCUGGAACAAGCUCAGCUUGACCAAAAGCCGACCAUGGGACUUUUUAAAGACAUUCCAAAAUGUUUAUUUUUACCAAUGUGUAACAUGUUUACUAUGGUUUCACUCCAGGGAAUACAAUAUUUUAAUAAGAAACUGUAAAAAAAAAAAAGAAAUAACAAUGUAAUGAAGCACUUUAUAUUGAAGCGCUGCAUAUUUUAAAAGGCUGAUGCAUUUUUCGUAGUGAUGUCCUUUUUUAUAAGACUAAAAAACAAUUGCCAUCUAGUGAAACACAGUAUUAAUAAUGUCUAGAAUCACUGUUUUUAUUAUGUAAAAUUUUCAUAACAGACUUUUGUUCCUUUCUCUUAAAUGGGUUUCUUGAGGUUUGGUAGAAACCUUUGUGUCAUGCAGCAAUGAAGGACUUGAUUGUUUUUUUUGUUUUUUUUUUAAUUGUCUAACACUGAAGCAUCUGUACAUCAUUUGCUCUUAUUGAUAUUUUUAUUACACCUAGUCACAGUAUGGAUGUGUAUUUGGAAGGAAGAUUAGAGGCUGAGUUUUUUUGUUUUGUGCCUCAGUGUUAAAGCAUUGAUUCCCCCCAAAAAAGAUUUUAGAUCUGAUUGUUUCUACACAUGGAAGGGAAUUGCUUUACCUUUGUCUUUUUUCCUGAGAGGAUAAAACCCAAUGAUUUAAACAUCCAAAUGAAAGUUGUUUGAAUCUUUUAGGCUAGUGAAAGCUAUUGUGCUAUGAGCCUUCAGUUUUUUUUUUUUUUUUUUUUGUUUUCUUUUUUUGAAGUUUACGUUGAGCUAAAUAUAAAGUAUCAUUUGAGAUUAUGUACUGAUGAUAAUUAGGAUAUUAAAUGCAAACACUGAAUUAGCAUUUAGACUCUGAGACGCUGGAUACGUACCACCCAGGAUCUUGUUAACCGUCGUUGCAUAGUUUAUUAACCCUAACAUAUUUCAUAGCUGAGCUGCAAGUCUUUAGCUACCGCAUCACAUAAAUCUCUGGGCUUAGAUGCGCAUUUCGAGUGCUGAUGUGAAAUCAGAUUGCUUGCAUGUUUUCUACACUGAUCUUAUUGUAGAUUUUUGCUCCAACUUUUCAUGAAUAGAAGCCCAGGACCUGGUUUCCUGAUUGUGUCCAAGUACGAAGUUCAUUUUUGAUUAUCCUACUGUAAAUUAAUGGCUCUCACAAAUAUUUAACAGUGUGGUGCUUUUGGGACACCAGGCCCUGGUCUCUCCUUGAACACAGGGUGAUUUCCAUAGUCCCUUCUUCAGGCAAUGGGAAAGAGAAAUUCUGAAAAUAUUACUGCAUGUGAAAUUUUUUAUUUUUAACUCAUCAACUCUGAGUAGUAUUAACCUGUCACUGAAUAUAAGUCCACUACUAUAGUUUUCUCACACUGCAUCCUGUGGAGAGUCCGGGUGCUUUAAAUCUGUGUGAUGUGUGAGCGUCCACUUUUACUUCUGCAGCAAACUCAAGUCUUCCUACUUGCACUACAUUUCAGAACCUUUUUUUUUUUUUUUUUUUGUGAGGCAUCCCUGUGAUACCGAGUGGCUUGGAGAGGAGAGGCACACAAAAACUCGCACCUUGCCUUAACCCAUUCAGCAUGCAGCACAUCCUGCUGGAUUAAAUUGGUUGGUUACAGUAUUUUUGCAGUACAGUAUGACCUUCAACUGCAGAGAGCUUGUAAGCCUUAAACCAGUUCAAGCUUUCCAUGACACAUUCGGUAUCUAAUCAGCAGUGAAACUACAAGCGAGUCAUUUAUGUACAGCAUGUGGAUAGGAGGAGUCAAGAUUUUAAUAAUUGCUUUGUAGGUGUAUUCUUUAUUAAAGGAGUGUUUGGAGGAUUUUAGGCAACAUUUGCCAGGUGUUUAGGAACUGGAACAAGGGAACUCAUGGUCAUGAGGGGGGUUGGUGUAGGUUCACCUUUAGUAAACAGGUUACCUUAAAAUCUAAGAAAUCCAGCAAUGUUACUUAAUGUUACUUCAAAUUUGAAGUCUAGUUUUUAACAUUCCUUUCUUACAAAGGUUCAGAUAAGCGACUAACAUGACUGAAUGGUGUCAGCAGUUAGCUUUUAAUGCUUCACAAUUAGUGAUUAGUUUGUGGUAAAUACAUAAGUGAAGUGGUUAUGUUUUGUUUUAUAAUGCCGUUUCAUGUUACCACAUUUGACUAGCGCCACAGACAAACAGAUGAGAUUUGAUGCGGGAAGAGCAAACACUUACUUCUCUGUCCAUUUGUCUUUAAACAUUCUUUUUUGUCAUCACUUUUUAAAAAUUAAACCAUGUCAUCAAUUCACUAAUCAGACCAGGGCAAAUAAAAGAAAAAUCAAUAAAAGAGUUAAUGUCUAUGUUUAAAUGCACAUCAAUAUCCGAUAUUAAUCGGAAUUUGGGUAUAUUCUAAUUAGUACUGAGUCAUAUAAACGCCGCAAUCCGACUGCCCAAUUCAGAUUAAGACAAUAUUCUGAUUCCCCAAAUUCUGAUUCCCAUUCUUGGAAUAUGCCUGUUUUAAUAGGAAAUUUGUUACAUGUAAACACCUUAUUCAGAAAAUCCAUUGAAAGCAGAUGUAUGUGCAUGCUUAGUCCGCUAGGAAUUGUGGGUAGCAGAAUCUCCCAGGAAAUAACAGCGGGAAAGGAAAAUCGCAUGUGUAGAUUGGCAUACUUACAGCAACCAUGUGUACAGGAAUAGUCUGAUGCCUGUACGCAUAUAAACAUUGUAUUCGGAAUAUGGCUGCAACCUGAAUAUAUUUCAUGUUUAGAAAAAUAGAGACGCUGAACUACGGCUAGUAUUUUUUCAUAGGUUUAUCAGUUUUGCUCCAGUAUUUUUUCAAGCACUCGGUUUGGUCUUCUGAAAUAUAUACUAGUGGACUAUACUAGGAGCCCUGGAAUAGAACAAUAACCUCUCAAACCUGAGAGAAUAGCACUUAAUGUCCAACACACGCCAUCUGUCAGUUUCUCACUUAUUAUGAAUUUCACAACAAUAAGAGUGAACCUACACCUUCUCCCAAAGCCUUAACUGCAAAGUUAAAGUACCUUAAUAUCUUAACAUAUACAGUAUUUGUCAAUUCUUAUAAAUUGCUUAUAAAAUGUGGAUAUCUUUUCACUAAAAACAGUUAAAAAAAAUAAUCACGUCUACUGAUUCACUUUUGACACAUUCUGAUCAGCCACAUGGUACCUUUGGUUAAUUUCCUAAUAAUGGAACAAUUGCUUUAUGACGGAUUUCAAGUGGACUUGUAUAAGAAUAUUCUGUACAGUGUAUUUGAAGUUGUAACUAUACAUGCUGACUGAUAACAGAAUGUUGAUUUUGUUUUUCUUUGAAAAAGGGACCUUAAAGUGUAUUGUGGUCUUCUGUUUGUUCAUGUGUGUUAUUCCAGGUCUUACAGUAGCGAGGAAUAUGGGAUGUUAUAUAGUGGAUGGUAUCUUGAAAAUAGCUAAAAGUUUGGUUCAGAAAUAUAAACAAAUCAAGAAAAAAAGUAAGAAUUAAUGUUUGUUACAGACACAAGUCCUAUGGUUAAAGCAUGUUAAGAAUUGCACUAAGUACUCAUUUUAACACAGAGAUGGCAUAUAUGUAAAAAAAAAAAAAAAAAAAAAAAAGUACAAAAGAAAAAAAAAAGAUUUAGAUGUAAAAUGGUUAUAAACAUUUCAUUAUGUUGACUAAUUUAUUCUCAAAUGCUUGAAAAACGAAAUUUUUCAGAAAUAGUUAAGAAAUGGUAGUGUGAGUAUUUCUUGACCGCUGAGGUAAGAUGUACGCUGUUAGCAGAAGUUGCCCUUUACUGACUUACUAAAUGCGGUGUUGUGUUUUCUGAUUCUGCUCUGAUUGGGGAGGAUCUGAGAGAGACGAGCUGAUCUUGAGGCAGUGCUGAGGAACAGCAGGCUCCGGCUCUCUGCUCGACCCCACUUUGCCAAAUGGUGCACAAUGUAAAAUUCAGAUGACGUGCACAAAAGCUGUAUUGUUCUAACCGCUUGUUUUGGUAUUAAGUUGAGUCCUUGUUUUUCCUCUUUCUCUCUUAAUUAGCAUGGCGGCUGAGCAGCUGGCAUGUGGCAGGUUCAGGCCUGUCACUGUCCAUCAGAGAGAUGUAGAGAUGCUCUGCUUAUAGCCAGAGCCAAGCUAGUAAUGUCCAUAUUCACAAUACAAACACACACACACACACACUGACACAUACACGUAUAAACACACUUAUACAACCUGCAUGCUCCCAGUCUGGGCUUUUUCUAACUCUAACUCUUUAAAACAAUGAGCCAUUUUUGUAGGACGUGAAUUGUUUGGCGUUAGGAUCCAUGUGACUUAAACACUGACACUUCUAGAAGAAUAGCUUUAUUCAGUGACAAGCCACUGUUUUUAUGUUGUCGAGAUGUGAGUGUGUUUCUCCUCUUCAUUACGGGAAACUGCGCUUCUAUUCUCACCCCCAUGGAGAAAUAGGCCGUUUCUGUGUGAAGAAUACUGUUCUGAAUAGGCAAUACAUCAGUUUCCUUGUCUGGUGUAACACUAGCUCUUAGCUUUUACCUGCAGUAGAGUUGUUUGUAACAUUGAAUUAAGGGUUUUUUUUUUAUAUUUAUGAUUUCAUAUGUAUCUUGUUUUUUAAAGUAAUAAAAAUGGAAAAUUUUAAACAUUGUCCUUAAUUGUUAUUGAAUAUGUAUUGAAAUCUGAGCUACCCUUAAUUCCACAUUCCACGCUUAGACUCAGCUGCUUAUAUGAGGGUGAGAUAAAUGAAAACUUUAAAAGUGCAACAAAUUAGAACUGAAUCCAGUUUACGUAUUUCAGAAGGAAUCCGGAUACUUAUUAAAUGUUGGAACACGUCCAUGGAACGAAAUGGAGAUUAUGUAAAAAUGAUAGUGACACCUAUUUGCAAUAAAUAAUGCAAAAUGAGAUAUAUGUGUGUGUGUGUA